AUGACAUCUAACGUGUCAACUACGUCAGCCUUUGCAGCUCUUAGUUCUUGCCUUUCUAGUGAAUUGCGUUGUUUCUUUGAUGCUCUGGAGUGCAAUCAAGCCACUCACAGAAUAUUGCAUAUGCGUAAAGGACGGCAACAACUUGAGUCGUACCUGAUGAUGCAAUAUAGUGGUGCGACAAGCUUUGAGCAAUUGAUAAGGAAGAACUCGCUGCAAUGGGAGCAUCAUGUGAACAAAGCGGACAAGAGCAAUAAAUUAAGAGUGCAAAAACGCCAACUUUUAUCGAAUCUACUUCCUGGUUUGCAACACGUUAUCGAUAUCAGAGUGGGAAGACCUGGAAAACCAGACGACGCAGUGUACCUUGAAGAUGAGUAUGCGAGAAAGUGGCUGCCACGCGGUAACUGCAUAGCGAAGUGGAAAGAUAAGGAAAUGACGUACUGUUUUCCGCUGAUCCGUGGUUUACGAAAGUUCACAGGUCAAGAAGAUGAUGGCGAGCUUGCACAAGAGGAACAGAAAGACAAGCAUGGGAUCGAUGGAGAUUUAGCGAUACAAACUAAAAAAAAGAAGCUUUUGGACAACAGCAAACUAAAAGGGCAGUUAGAGAAGGAAAAGCAGUUGAAAUUUUUUACCAAGCCACAAAGUGAAAGCAGGUGGAUGAUUUCGACGACGAAGGAAAAUGGAGAAGCAGGUCAUUUGGCAGUACUCAAGCGCAGCGACGGCGACUUCAUUUACGUGCUUGGGUCAAAGAAUACGCACUUGAUAGCUCAAGUAGCUGAUGACGUCGAAAGGACCCAAAUGAUUCAUCAAAAAGAUGGUAGUGCUGAUAUGUUCUAUUCUGCGGCUCCAAUUGCGACCGCGAUUCUGCGAAUGCUUUCAGCAUUGGAACCGUCAAAACGUCGAUUGCUUCAAGAGUUUCUAUGGCAGACACGCGCCACAGCAUGUUUUGAAGUUUUGAUGCUAAAUCAUCAACACGUGCAGUCUCUGGACUAUUUGGUCGAGAAUACGCCUGUAUUUUAUGGCCUUUCUCUGAUGACAUUGAACCCGCUGGAAGGUGCCGAGAUUUGCGUUAAUCCGGUGCUGAUCUUUGAGAUCAUGCGCGCUCUUGGAGUCCGCACCGUAAAUUUUGAGAUCCUCGAAGUUGAUGGGAUUGGUGACAAAGCUGCGAUAGAACGUACUAAGAAUGACUACCAAGUCGAAGGAUGUGUUUAUUUGUUUUUGGAUGACAACGCUGUUGUGAUUGGUAUGCAGAAGCAGAAAAGUAUCUGGUAUGUUUGUCUUCGCGCUAUUCGAGAGAAAGCUAAGACAUUUUGCCGCACGUUAAUCUCCAAAAACUUCGGAAAGGACAGAACUGCACCUUUAUCUCCAGCCGAAGCACUGGAUCUAGUAAUGGAAUCGUUACAUAAGCGCUUUAUAGCCAUCAAACAGUUUCUUCAGAUAUCACUUGAAGUCUCUCAAGCCUACGAGACUUUGGGAAAGCAAUUUCUUGAGUAUCUGUAUCAAAAAGAGCUUUUUAAUGGAAAUUUUGCCGAAAUUAAUCAGGUAGAAAAAAUCAGACAGGUCGCCAGAGAUGUCAGCAAUUUUUUUCCCAUUGUUUGGAAAAAGUUUCUCAAUGAAACUGGUUUGAGUGAUUACAUCGUCAGCAACUAG
Molecule: messenger RNA, 1647 nt
Organism: Plasmopara halstedii
Lineage: Eukaryota; Oomycota; Peronosporomycetes; Peronosporales; Peronosporaceae
Exons: 1
Coding region: 1-1647 (548 amino acids)
Source: RefSeq, a predicted model, not a curated record